This is a messenger RNA of Durusdinium trenchii, 912 nucleotides long. The record is from the annotation of a GenBank genome assembly. NCBI's taxonomy places the organism in Eukaryota, Dinophyceae, Suessiales, Symbiodiniaceae.
GCGAGCCCGAAGAAGCGAGUUUUGCGGCCACAGCGGGUGCAAGCAGCCCCUGCUGGUGGGCUUUUGGGCCACGGCACCGGCGCAAGACAAGGGCUUCAUAUUCACGUUGGCAUCUGGGACCUCGGCGCAGCGGAGCUUCUCUCUGAGUCUUUCCCGGCGGAGCUGACUGCAACUGGCCUGAUGUGGACGUGUGAAGAUCCCCAAUCGCCCUUGCUACGUGGUCACAAGGCGCGCUGGGAAAGGUACGUGGCGCAAGAAGGCUUGAAUGACACCCGAUUGCGGGAAGAGUUCUUCGUUGUUUGCAAGGUUGGCGGACCGCCGCUUUACAGCAAGUGCAUGACUUGCGCUGGGGACUGCGCCCAAGGUUUAACAUUGCUGGAAAUUUACAUGUUAUGGGCAAGUCAGCAAACUGACCUCGUCGGCUUGCCGGCCUCCAUGACCUACCACAAUGCUUCCAGCGUCGAUUUGACCGAGUGGUUGGCUGAGGCGCAAUUUGCGCAUUCUACCGUUGGUGAGAAACAUCAUCCUGCGCUGCAGUUGCACAACAUUGUCCUUCCGGAUUUUCGCCGCCCCAUCUUGGAGGUUCACCAGGACCACGACAAAUUGCAAGUUGUUUUGGCUGGAAACUUGUGGAGACGCAGGAAUUUGUUGGGCGGCUUCCAGUGUGGCUACCGACACCGUGUUACCAAACAAGAGUGCGAAAAAGGCACCGAGGCCGAGUUUGUGCGCUUCACCGAGGCCUUUCCAAAGGAAGAGCUCCUGACAUGGCUGGAAAAGAUACCCCAGACAAUCUUUUGGUUAGAGGGGCCGACGACCAUGGCAGACCUCGCAGUUUGGUCGGGCACGCCACAGCUUGCUGAGAGGUUCCCACUCCUGGUACCCGGACGUGGUUGUGUGAAGUAUGGGAAUUGA